Trichoderma harzianum CBS 226.95 is the source of this 387-nucleotide messenger RNA. RefSeq lists its product as hypothetical. The annotation marks the transcript as partial. The record is from RefSeq and is a predicted model, not a curated record. The transcript has a single exon. Lineage: Eukaryota; Fungi; Ascomycota; Sordariomycetes; Hypocreales; Hypocreaceae.
UACUGCCCUCCUACAGCUGCCACCUUUGAGACGCAGCAGAAGAUUUUCGCCGAGUUUGUUGGAAUCAUGUUCACAGAACGCAACAUCACGAAAGCAUACGAUAUUCAUCUACUUGCUGAUCCUAACUAUGUGGACCACGAUGCAUUUCACGGGCCCAGCAAAGCCGACGGCCUUGCUCUUGUUGUUCCUUGGUUUCAUGAUACUUCUUUCAGCGUGUGGAACACGUUUGUGCAAAAUGACAUUGGCAUCAGUGUUGAGAUGGGUGUUAUGGAAAACGGCACUACCGCAGCAUUUGUCGACUUUUGGAGAUUUCAAGGCACUUGCAUUGUGGAACACUGGGAUGUGAUUGAAUUCGUGACUGGAGAUUCACCAAAUCCCAGCCCGCUC